CAGACCUAACCGGAUGUUGACAUUUGUCCGGAAGUAUGGCGGAAGGUGGAGACGAGAAUGAAGACAACCCGUUUUCUUUUAAGAAAUUUGUUGUCCCAAAAGAAGCGGAGCAAAACAAAUCAGAAGAAGACAUAACUCCAACACAGAAUGGUCAGGUCCUCGAUAUUUUGCCUGACAUUGGUGAUUCGUCAAACAAAAACCGGCGCAAAGACCGCGCAACCUUGGUCAUAUCUGAUGAUGAAAAACCAGUAAAUGCUAGUAGUAGUAAUCAGAGACCCAAAAAGAAGAAAAAUGGAGAUGCGAAUCCAUUUUCAUUCAAGAAGUUUUUAUCUGGAAGCUCGUCAAGUGCAGGAGCUCGCCCAAAAACAUAUAAUAAUACUCAAAAUAUUGGCAAUAGCAGUCCUCGGGUAGCUCCAGACUUUGCCAGUGAUUUGCCUGAUUUUGUGCAGAACCAUUUUAGUGAUCAUACUCAUGACUUAAAUCUACCCGACUUUGCCAUUUCUAGUCAGCCAAGUAAUAAAGCAGGGUUAAAUUCACAUAACAAUGAAGCUCCUGGUGAUAAUAUAUAUAGUGCUGAAAGUGACAAUCAUGUGAACUCUGACCCUGAGCCAGUUGCUAUGGUAUCAGGUGGCACAAGGUUGCCAGAUUUUUUAUCUGAUGGAAUAUUAAAAAAUGAUUGUGAUCAUAGUGACAAUAGAAUUUCUACUUUAGAAAUAAAUGGAGAUUAUGAACUAGAACUAAGGAGGUUACGAGAAGAAAAUUCCUUGUUACGCACACAGUUGGAAGAGGCAAGAAGAGAAGCUGUCACAGAGUCACAAAGAUGCCAUAAGAUGAAGAAAGAUAUGGAAGACUUACAGAAGAAAGAAGCAGAAGAGAAUACGGCUUUAGAGAAUAUGGUUCAACAGAUAGAGGCAAAUCUAACUAUUACAACAAAAAGAGCAGUACAAGCAGAAACUACAGUCAGCAAACUACAAUCUGAUGUCAAAGGAUUACAGAAACAAGUUUCAUCAUUAAGAUCAGAGAAUGAUUUACUGCGAUCAGGGGACCACGGUUUGGCUGAGAUCAGAGAGAGGACAAAAUAUUCAUCAGAACAAUUAGCCAGUGCAGCUAACACUGCUGAACAAAGUUUAAAACAACUUCUACAAGGAGUUGAUCAAAUGAAGAUCUUAGCACAAGUAUUAUCUUCCAUAGAUAAGAUAUCUGAGGAACCAGUAGAGGACCAGCAUACAGAUGGACAAAAUUCUAAAAAUAAACAUAAGCAGAAUAAAAAAACUGACAAAGACGUUACAUGACGUGGGGUGAUAUUUUCAUUGGUGAUGUAAAAUGGGACUCAGUCUCAAUUUCAUAAUCAGCCUCGCUUUUAUUUUGAUUUUCAGUUUCAUAUUUGUUAAUUUAUUGAUACAAAUUGUUAAAACAAUUGAGGCUUAAACAAUGAAAACAAAAUUUAAAACUGGAUUAAGAUGAACAAGAAAGUCCAAAAUAACUAUCGCAAAAUGAUGAAAUUUGAGUAGUUAUAAUCUCAUCUUGAUGCUCAUCAUGUACUUCAUGUGUUUAAAGGAAUAUCUUGAUCAUUAUUCCAUCAUCUAUUAAAUAUCAGCUUCCCCAUCUAUAAUCGUAGCUUUUUUAUUAUUAUUAUCAAAGGAGAUGGAGUUAUUUUUGAUUGACCAUAUGUUAUUAUAUUUAAAUUUGAUUGCACAUCCUAAAAUGUUUUAUCACCUAGCAGAGAAGGCUUAAAACUGGUUGAUUUGUCAGUUUGUCAUUUACUGAAGCUUAUUUAAGUUUAGAUAAUCUUGCAAUAUUUUUCAUAAGUACACAUUUUAUUGUCAGCAUCAGUCAUCAUUGUUUAAUCCUUGUGAGAAAAAUGAAUCAGCUGUUAGUCUUCUGUAUUAUUUUCUCAUGUGGAAAUUAAACACUGAACCUGCAGUGAUAUAUUUUUGCCAUUUACAUAAUGUGUCCAGAAAAUUUCUCCAACUAAGAAAUGUAUCAAUUUAUACCAGCUAAGUAUCAAAAUUAGUGAAUUGCAAAGGUCUAGAAACCAAAUAUUGACCAUGUGUGAUUACCGGUAUUAAAAAUUUAUGUUGAUUCAAUUAAGACCUGUAAAAACUGUUAUAAACAGCAAAAACAUGACAGAUAUACAGUACACUCUUAAUGCAUUAGACAAAAUGUAAAAAAAUAUGUUUAUGCAUGAUGCAGAUUAUUGUUCUAUAAUAAUAAAUAUAUGAACACUUAUGAAUGAGUGAUCUUAAACG
Messenger RNA from Mytilus californianus (California mussel), 2249 nucleotides. Its product is annotated as endosome-associated-trafficking regulator 1-like. The record is from RefSeq and is a predicted model, not a curated record. Bases 36 to 1292 code for a protein of 418 amino acids. Gene Ontology annotation, cellular component: centrosome; recycling endosome; midbody. Gene Ontology annotation, biological process: positive regulation of protein localization to cilium; regulation of cytokinesis; positive regulation of cilium assembly. NCBI's taxonomy places the organism in Eukaryota, Metazoa, Mollusca, Bivalvia, Mytilida, Mytilidae. The transcript is spliced from 7 exons.